AUGGCGGAACAAGAGGCAACGCCGGAGAACAUGACCAUGAUGCAGGGGUUCGAGUGGUAUGUUCCCGCAGACCAGAAGCACUGGAAACGCCUGAAAGAUCAUGUCCCGCAGCUCAAGUCCUGGGGCAUCGACAAUAUCUGGGUGCCGCCGGGAUGCAAAGCCUCGAGCAAGGAGGGCAACGGGUACGAUAUCUACGACCUGUACGACAUUGGCGAGUUUGACCAAAAGGGCUCCGUCGCCACGAAAUGGGGUACUCGGGAAGAGCUUGAGGAGCUCUGCAAGGUCGCCAACGACCACGGUGUUGGCAUUUACUGGGACGCGGUCCUGAACCACCGUCUCGGCUCCGACCACAAGGAAAAGUGCCAGGCCAUCGAGGUUGACCAAGAGGACCGCAACAAGACAGUCAGUGACCAGUACGAGAUUGAUGCCUGGGUAGGCUUCGACUUCUCCGGCAGGCAGGACAAGUACAGCAAGCAAAAGUAUCACUGGUACCAUUUCAGCGGCGUCGACUACAACGCCGCCAACAAGAAAACGGCCAUUUACAAGAUUGUGGGCGAAAAGUCGGACGCCCUCUGGGCCGAAGUGCCGGACGUGGACGAUGAAAAGGGCAACUACGACUACCUCAUGGGCUCGGACCUCGACUACGACCAUCCAGAGGUGCAGGACGACGUGCUCGCCUGGGGCACCUGGAUCGCGAAGACGCUUCCCCUCAAGGGCAUGCGCUUCGACGCCAUCAAGCACUUUAGCGCCGACUUUUUGCAUCGCUUCGUCAAGCAAAUGGACGACACGUACGGCAGCGGGUGGUUCUUUGUCGGCGAGUUCUGGAAGGACAGCCUCGAGGACAUGAACAACUACCUGGACCGGAUGGAGGAGAAGUUUUCGCUCUUUGACGCGCCGCUGGUGCACAACUUCAGCGCCCUCAGCCAGACCGAGUCGGCCGACCUGCGCAAGGUCUUUGACGACACGCUCGUGCGGUGCCGGCCCGUCAACGCCGUGACGCUCGUCAUGAACCACGACACGCAGCCGUACCAGGCCCUCGAGGCCCCCAUCGCCGACUGGUUCAAGCCGCUGGCCUACGCGCUCAUCCUGCUGCGCGGCGAGGGCUACCCGUGCGUCUGGUACGGCGACCUGUACGGCAUCCAGGGCGAGCACCCGUUCCCGCCCGCGUGCAGCGGCAAGCUCCCGCACCUGGCCCUCGCGCGCAAGCUGUACGCCUACGGCAAGCAGGCCGACUACUUUGACCUCGCUACCUGCCUUGGCUGGGUCCGCUACGGCACGCACGAUCGGCCCGCCGGCGUGGCUGUCGUGCUGAGCAAUGCCGGGCCCGGCACGAAGCGCAUGCACGUCGGGGAGAUGCAUGCCGGUGAGCGCUGGACGGAUGUCCUCGGCUGGUCCGAGGGGGCCGUCACCAUCGGCCAAGAUGGCUUCGGGGACUUUACCUGCGGGCAGUGCAGUGUGAGCGUGUGGGUGAGGGAAGGUGCAGAAGGGAGAGACAGGUUUAGUGAGAAGUUUGACAGUGACAUUUACAAGACAGAAUAG
Messenger RNA from Cordyceps militaris CM01, 1539 nucleotides. Its product is annotated as glucan 1,4-alpha-maltohexaosidase precursor. Gene Ontology annotation, biological process: carbohydrate metabolic process. The record is from RefSeq and is a predicted model, not a curated record. Gene Ontology annotation, molecular function: hydrolase activity, hydrolyzing O-glycosyl compounds; calcium ion binding. Bases 1 to 1539 code for a protein of 512 amino acids. NCBI's taxonomy places the organism in Eukaryota, Fungi, Ascomycota, Sordariomycetes, Hypocreales, Cordycipitaceae. The transcript has a single exon.